AAGAGAGAGAGUGGCUAAAGGGGAGAGGAAGAAAACGGGAAUAUCCUGACUUGGCAAUACUUCCGCAUUGUGCGUCUCUCUCUCUCCACUAAUGAUCUGUUUCUCUGGACCUGCUGAGAUGAUUCAUCCCCUCUCGGCUGCUGCUUGAACACCACAGACAGACAGACAGCAUGUCACUCCUGCCACCGCAGUGCCUGCUUCAUCUGUCCCAGCCGCUAGAGCCGCAUCCUGCCCGUAGCGUUUACACAGCAGCUGUCCUCAGUUGAGUGAGCGUCUAUUGAUUCCACCCAGCGAAAUGCACUGAACUCAACUGGAUCAUGUCUUCUGGGCUACUUUUGUUGUGCAUCUAAGCUGAGCUGAAUCUGAAGCUUCUAUUUCGGGACUUGUUUUGUGAAUACAUUUCCCAUGAGAAUGCUGAGAGAGUGAACCUGUGAAGAAAUCUUUCUCCCUGUCACGCAAGUCUUAUCGGUUUAUUUACCAGACGUUAAAAAGGUAAACCUUUUUAACGUCUGGUACGGCUCUGAAAAGCAUCCUCCUUCUUCAUCUCCCACCCAACCCCCACCAUGGCGAUCUGAUAAUGGACAACACACUUUACAGUACCCGCCGCAGCCAGCUGCUGUGUGCUUUGAGUUGAGUCCAGAGAUCCUUCUGUCUGAGAGAGAGAGAGGGAGGAUGGCGGAGAGUGUGGAGGCGGAGGACUCCUCCGCCGGGCUGGUUGUCCCUCUCGGAUCAGCGUCCCUUACCCACUCCUGCACCGAUCCUAGACGAGCCCCCGAGGAGGCGCCGGAGGGGGCUGCGGCAGGUGGAGAGUGCGGGGAAGAGGGCACCGAGGGAGGCGGGGACAAUUGCGAUGGCGGUCGAGCCGGGCCCCUGGGAUUAUUGGGCUUGGCAGGGACCUGCUGUGUGUGCAUAGAGAUUGAACAGGUGCGCAGUUGCCUGCGCUCGGAGAAGAUCUGCAUCCUCCCCAUCCUGGCCUGCCUGCUCAGCCUGGCCCUCUGCACCGUCGGCCUCAAGUGGGUCUUUGUGGACAAAAUCUUUGAGUAUGAGCCGCCCACCCACCUGGACCCUGAUCGCAUGGAACAAAACCCCUUCAUCAUCAUUUCUGACCCCACACGGGAUCUGCCAGUGUCUUUUCCCUACCCCUCCCCUGUCCCCAUGCCGACGACCACCACCACAGGACAACCUGAGGUCAUAUUAGAGGGGAAACCCACCGGAGGACCCUUUGUACCCCAGUCCCCCAGGGUGACUCAGUACAGCCCUACUUCUGCAUUGAUGUACCCCACAGACCCGCCCACGCAACCUGGACCCCCUAACACCCCAAAACCAGUGAAAAAGGGAACACCAACCCCCUACACCCAAACUACUGUGGAAUCUAAUGACGUUGUUCUCCCUAAAUUCUCUGCCACCAGCACCACCGCUGUGGUGAAGACCUCAAGCCACAUGACGCGCUGUAGUGACAGCCAGAAAAACUACUGUGUAAACGGAGGGGAGUGCUUCACCCUGGACAUCACCCCUGGAAGGUCCAAGUUCCUCUGCAGGUGUCCAAAUGAAUUUACUGGUGAUCGCUGUCAAAACUACGUAAUGGCCAGCUUCUACAAAGCUGAGGAGCUGUAUCAGAAACGUGUAUUAACAAUAACAGGAAUCUGCAUUGCACUCCUAGUGGUUGGAAUCAUGUGUGUGGUUGCCUACUGCAAAACAAAAAAGCAGAGGAAAAAGCUCCAUGAUCUUCUGAGGCAGAGCCUACGAAAUGAAAGAAACACCAUGGCAAGUAUGGCUAAUGGACAUCCGAUUUAUAACCCUUCACUUGAAAACGUCCAGUUUGUCAAUCAAUUUGUGUCUAAAAAUGCAUUGCCCACACAGCAUCUACUCGUGAAGGAAACGGAAAUGUCUUUCUCCACGAGCCAGUACACAUCAUCAGUGCAUCAAUCGACAACGGUCACCCACACCUCCAGUCAAAGCUGGAGCAACUGCCACAGCGAGAGUGCCUCAUCUCACAGCUGCUCUGUCUUGGUGAUGUCAUCAAUGGAGAACAGCCGGCACGCCACGCCCAUCCACCGGGGUCGUUUGGACGCCACGGGCGGCGCCAGAGACCUGAGUGUCUACCUAAAGAACACCCGAGACACGCCAGACUCCUCCAGGGACUCGCUGUUCAGAGACAGGUAUCCAUCAGCAAUGACCACCCCAACGCGCCUGUCUCCUGUGGAGUUGCUCUCUCCCGUGACCCCGGCCUCCCCUCCUUCUGAGAUCUCGGCCCCACUGUCCAGCCUGGCCACCUCAGUCCCCUCGGUGGCAGUCAGCCCCACUGGCGAAGAGGAGGACCCCCUGCUGUUCACCACCACGCUGUGGCCCCGUGACAAGCCGCCGCGCCCCGACCACCACCACAGCCAGUCCAAAAGGAACUGUGCCCACUACAACUAUGGCCAUAAGGCCCACAGCCCCCCGCCCAGCCCGCUGAGGAUGGUCGAGAACGACAACUACGAGACAACGCAGGAGUACGAGGCGGUCGCCGCCACGGUUGUGGUACCAACCGUUCCCCCGCAAAGCCUCCCUAAAAAACUCACAAACAACAACAAUGGCCGCUGUGCCAAUAGCACAAAGCCCAAUGGCCACACGGCGGGCCACAAAACGGAGUCCAACGACCGAGUCAGCAGUACGGCGAGGAGCAGCUCGGAGAGCGACACGGAGGAGGACUGUUGCGUGGGAGAGGACACGCCCUUCCUGAGUUUACAGGAUUACAUGGCUGCAGGUGUGGAGCCACUCACAGACAGCUGCAGAACUUACCCAGCACUCCGACUCUCCCCACAGGAUGACCUGCAAGCCAGGUUAUCCAGCAUCAUCGCCAACCAAGAUCCAAUUGCUGUAUAAUGUCAAAAAUGUAAAUAUUGCUUAGAAAAAUACUUAAAAUACUUCAAAAAUAAAUAAUAGUCACCACUAAACUUUUAUUUUCUAUAAAUUAAAUAUUUGCAAAAAAAAAGAAAGACAACGUUUAUUUUAGCAAAGUAGUGAAAAAAUAUUUUAUAAAUAAAUAGAAAUGUGUACAAACAUGCUCAUGUCAUGAAAGAAAGUGCCAUAUACACUACUAUAUACCAAUGGUUCAGAGUAUUUCAAUGGAGAAAAAUAUUAAUGGUGCCUUUAAUUUCCAUUUGAUGUGCUUAAGGGAACUGCAUCAUGACUCUGGUCCAUAUAUUCAUAAUUUUCUUCUCGCUGUUGGCGUUGCUACCUGACCCUUAAAACAAAAGAAUCCACCAGCACUAUGGAUUACCUAUAUACCUGUAUGAACUACUCACUGUAAGCUCAAUACAAUGGUAUUCUACUGAAUCUGCGAUAUUGCUUAUGUGUUCAAGUGCAUGUCAUUUCUCCCCAUUUACAUGAAUGCAGUCAUAGUCUACUUACAGAGGUGCAUACAACAAAGUAUUUAGUGUUCACCUAACACAGCACCAACAUUUUAUACACUAUUUCAAGAUUUCCAUACUCACUUUUGGUUGACUCAAAUGGUAAAAUAAAAUGUAUUAUUUAGUA
Messenger RNA from Oncorhynchus mykiss (rainbow trout), 3519 nucleotides. RefSeq names its product pro-neuregulin-1, membrane-bound isoform. Gene Ontology annotation, biological process: nervous system development; cell differentiation; activation of transmembrane receptor protein tyrosine kinase activity. Gene Ontology annotation, molecular function: chemorepellent activity; protein tyrosine kinase activator activity. NCBI's taxonomy places the organism in Eukaryota, Metazoa, Chordata, Actinopteri, Salmoniformes, Salmonidae. The record is from RefSeq and is a predicted model, not a curated record.